Messenger RNA from Corythoichthys intestinalis (scribbled pipefish), 5995 nucleotides. Its product is annotated as oocyte zinc finger protein XlCOF22-like. The record is from RefSeq and is a predicted model, not a curated record. Lineage: Eukaryota; Metazoa; Chordata; Actinopteri; Syngnathiformes; Syngnathidae. Gene Ontology annotation, biological process: regulation of gene expression. Bases 42 to 1949 code for a protein of 635 amino acids. Gene Ontology annotation, cellular component: nucleus. The transcript has 4 exons.
AGUUCAUUGUUGUUGCUGUGUUGUUACAAGUGGCAAAAAUAAUGGCGCCAGGAAAUUCUCAGUGGAGCGACGAGGAGGUAAAAGCCCUCCUUGCUAUUUAUUCAAAUGUGUGCAUCCAAAGAGGACAUGAGGGGUCACAACGGAACAUAAGGAUAUUUGCCGAGAUUAGCUCACACCUCGAAAAGGCUGGGAUUUAUCACAGCACAAAACAAUGUAGGGAGAAGGUGAAGAAUCUGAAACAGGACUAUAAGAAAAUCAAAGACCACAACAACCAGAGCGGGGCGAACAGGAAAACGGGCAAAUGGUAUGAGACGCUCGACCUCAUAUUGGGCCACAGACCAGCAUAUUGCCGGCCGUUGAUGCAGAAGGAAAGCAACCCACCCUCCCAGCUGCUUGAAGAUACACCAAUGGCUUUAAUAAGCAAUCCCUUGCCCCCUCUGAGUGACAACCGCCCACCCACAUCAGAUGUCAGCCGAGCCCAUCGUCCUGAGCACCAGGAGUCUGCGUGCAUCAAGGAGGAGGAGGAAGAGUCACCAUCCAUUAAGGAGGAGGAGGAAGAGUCGCCAUCCAUUAAGGAGGAGGAGGAAGAGUCGCCAUCCAUUAAGGAGGAGGAGGAAGAGUCGCCAUCCAUCAAGGAGGAGGAAGAGUUCGUACACAUUGAAGGUUUCAGAAAAUAUCUUGGUGCUGAGCGGCAUGAGCCAGAAUCUCCUGGCGUUAAAGAGGAUGUUAAGCCACCCCAAAUCAAAGAGGAGGAGCCAAACCCCUGUCACCAGAAGCAACUUUCAAUCAAAAAGGAGGAGGAAGAGCUGCCAUGCGUUAAAGAGGAGGAAAGUAUUAUCAGGUCGACUGGUGAGCCCUUGAAGAGUGAAGAUGGUCCGAGUGAGGCCGGCAAAGGGGCGGAGCCUGCAAGUGGCUGCAGGUCAACAGAAGGAUUGCAAGCAGACAUUUUCAUCGCUCCAUCAGACAAAAAUGGCACCACAUCACAAUCACCUUACAAUGAUGAUGGUCAUAAGAAAUCUCACAGUGACGACCAACCCUGCAAAUGUUCUCAGUGCGAGAAAACCUUUGCUAAUAAGAAAACUUGUCAUAUGCAUAUGAGGAGCCACACUGGUGAAAAACCUUUUGUCUGCUCAGUUUGUGAUCGAAGAUUUGCUCAAAAGAAACACUUGGAAAUCCACACAAGAACUCACACUGGCGAAAAACCUUUUUCCUGUUUAGUUUGUGGUCAAGUAUUCAGUUGCAAGAGCUCCUUAAAAAUACACACAAGAAUCCACACUGGCAAACCUUUUUCCUGCUCAAUUUGUGAUCAAAGAUUCUCCACAAAUCAAAACUUACAAAAUCACGAAAGAACCCACACUGGUGAAAAACCGUUUUCCUGCUCAGUUUGUGGUCAAAGAUUCUCUCGAACGCAAGUCUUACAAAGUCACGAAAGGAUCCACACUGGCGAAAAACCUUUUUCCUGCUCAAUUUGCGAUAGACGAUUCAUCACAAAGAAACACUUAAAAAGUCACGAAAGAACUCACACUGGCGAUAAACCGUUUUCCUGCUCAGUUUGUGGUCAAAGAUUCUCUGUAACGCAAGUCUUACAAAAUCACGAAAGGACACACACUGGCGAAAAACCUUUUUCCUGCUCAGUUUGUGGUCAGGGAUUCAGUCGUAAGUGCUCCCUAAAAAUACACACAAGAAUCCACACUGGCGAAAAACCUUAUUCCUGCUCAAUUUGUGAUCAAAGAUUCACUCAAAAGGAACACUUGAAAAUCCACACAAGAACCCACACUGGCGAAAAACCUUUUUCCUGCUCAGUUUGUGAUCAAAGAUUUGCUCGGAGGCAACACUUAAACCAACACACAAGAACCCACAAUGGUGAAAACCCUUUUUCCUGCUCAUUCUGUGGUCAAGAAUUCGCUUGGAAGUAUCAGGUGAAGAGACACGUGUGUGUGUUGGUGUGAGAAGCAGUGGCCAAUGACUGUUUUGCCUGUCAUCCAUGCUGGCUUCAUCAGAUUCUGCACGCAAGGUGAUUGUACUCUGUAGAACUUCCUUUAAUCCUGUUGAGGAUUGGCACUUUUGGUGCUUUGCUUUGUCCAAUCGUUGUAUGAUGUGCAUCCACCUUAUUGUCGAAACCUCACCUGAUUGAACUUUAUCAAGAUAAGUAGCAUUAUUUAUAUAAUACUGGCCCUCUUUCAAAUGACACUUUUCACAUUUAAUAUUUGAAACAGCAGACCCCAAAUUCCAAAAAUUCAAAAUCAUUCAUAAAUAAUGUCAUUAUUUAUCUAUCGGGAUCUAAUGUGGCUGACUUUUUUUGCUGUACCUGAACGCACCGCGCGGUUCUAUUUUGUUUCUUGUUUUGAUGCUGGUGUCAGUGUUGCACAAGUUGAUGGAAUAAAAGAUUAGAAACCUGACGAAUCUGGCCAUUUCUUUGGCGAUGGUACCACAGUAGAAAUUGUCACCUUAACUUAUGAAGACUGGCGAGCAGGGAAGGACCGCCGGCCGAGAUCGACAUUCUUCGCCCCUAUUGUCGACCCAGUUCAUGGAUACACACACCAUGCUUAUAUUUUGCAAUCAUUUACAUCUUCAUUUCAAUGGUAACUGUCACCUUUUCUUUUUUUUCUCCACCUGCACUAACCUUUUUGGAUCUAGUGUUGAGUUCUCUCACAAGAAAAUCAGCCGUGCGUCCCUCUUCCGGCAACACCAAAAAACUGCGGCGCUGUCAAAAGUCGUCGUAUUUCGAGCAUCUCGUCAGAUAUAGAAACAAAUAGGGAGUCAAAUUUUACGUCAGAUGGCGAAAAGAUCGUGUGUCGAGGUACCACUGUAGUUACUAAAGUAAGGCUGUCAUUGGGAUACAUCAAUUUUCAAAAAGAUACACAUGCUAAUUUAUAAUAAUCCAAUGCUUUUAACUAUGAAAAGGAACACGGUACAACUUGCUCAUGUUUAUUACAUUUCGGACUUGCCACUAUGCGCAAUUAAAAUUAAAUAUGGAAUGCAAAAAAAAAAAAAAAAAAAAAAAGGAUAAGGAAUCAAUCCAUCUCCAAUUACAAUAAAGGGAGCUAACCCAAUUAACUCAGUAUCGAACAAUGAAUACACAGGUACAUGAGUUCAUUCUAUCUUGUAGACGGGAAAGGCCAUUUGAUCUUUUGACCCCAAACAAGUGGAGGGCUGAAGUGCUGUACUUGGAGAAUGACAUUGAGAGACCUCUUGGUUUUUGAAUUUCUCCAUGUUUUUUAAAUGAUUUUUUAAAUGUAUUGGCUAGCUUAAACUUCUAUAGAUCUGAGGCCAUUUGACCUUUUGACCCCAAACAAGUAAAGGUUUGAAGUACUGUACUUGGAAAACAAGGCUCACCACUUAGUUUUAAAAUGUACCCAUCGAUAUUUUUUUAAAUAUUUUUUUGAAUUUAUGGACUAUCUAGACUAAACUUCAAUAGCUCUCAGGUCCUUUGACCUUUUGACGCCAAACAUGUGCAGGGUCAUAGUACUGUCCUUGUAGGUUAGGUACACCUCUUAGUUUUCCAAUUUAUCUCUACAUAUUUUUUAAAUGAUUUUUGAAUUUAUUGACGAACUUUAGACUUCAUUAGAGCGAAGGCUAUUUGACCUUUUGACCCCAAACCAGUGCAGGGUCAUAGUACUCUCAUUUUAGGUUGGGUCACACCUCUUAGUUUUCCAAUUUAUCGCUCUUUAAAUUUUUUAUGCUUUUGUAUUUUUUGUGACUAACUUUUCACUUUAAUAACUAAUUGGUCUUGUGACUUUUUUACUCAUAAUCAGCGCAGGUUCAUAGUACUCUCCUUGCAGUUUGUGGAACAAUUCUUAAUUUUAUCAUUCAGAUAGCAUAUAAAUAUUAGCGCAAAUUCAAUACAAUCUGUCAAUAUCCUUUUAUACACACGGCACAUUUAUACGAAAUGCUUGCCUAAUUUCACAAUAGUGUUUUCAUUAAUCAGGCAGCCAUCAUUCAUUUUUUUAUCAAGGAAAACAAGUAAAAUAAUGUCUCCAGCGGAAUUCGAACCCGUAUUUCCCGGGGAGAAACAAGCUCGUAGACCACAGGACUACAUUUCCGCGUGACGUCAUCGUCAUGAUCUGUCUUGCAUAAUACUGAAAAGGGAUACGCAAUUGAAAAGAACCAGAGACACUUAUACAUUUUUUUUUUUACUUCUGUCCUGUGACAACUGCAUUUUGGAGAGAUUUUGUGCAUUUUUUUUUUUUGGGUGAAAAAACUGAGCAUGCUAUUGUCAUUGAACCAAGUGUGAUAAUUGUUGGAUUUAGAGCUGAUGUUAAAACUUUAUCCUUUGUACCAAAUCUGAUGUUGCUUUUUGGUAAAUUUUACUUGCACAAGGUGAGAAUUUCAAGGUCUGUGCCAUAUUUUCAACUAUUUCUUUUGGAAUUUAAUUCUUAUAUAGACGCUUGUGCGUUACGCUUAAGCAUAUGAAGAACAAGAAGAGUAUUUGUACAAUAUCUCAGGGAUCUGUCAUUGAUUGACUCUUAUUUGUUGUAUUUUUUGUGUUCCUGUUUUUGUACAUAGGACAAUUGAAGUGCCUUAUUUUUUGAAAGAAUUCUGCCUGACUCACGAGUAGUACAGUAUGGACAAAGUGCCUCAUUUAUUAUUUUUUUCUUUCAUUUAUGUUUUUGUGUUUCUUUGUAUUGUACAGUUUUGUAUCUGUUUUGCUGUAGUAUGUGUGUAAUUGUAUGGAUAUAUAUAUAUAUAUAUUUUUAAAAAAGCUAAAAAAAAAUUUUUUUUAAUUGAAAAGACCGCAUGGCUCACUUCACCGCAGUAAUGAACCUUACAGGAAAAAUGAUCACGCUAGAAUCACAGUUGAUUUUUUUUAAUCAUGUCAAAAUAUAGAGUUGAGUUGUAUGAGAGAAAUAGAUCAAAGAAAACGAGAUGAAGAUAAGACUGGCCAAUUUUCCUCUCUGGUCUUUGUUUUUCCUCUAUUUCACUAAACUUAAUCGAAGUCUCGACGACGUGUCCAGCAUUAUGGUCUAACAAACCUUUGCCAAUCUUCUAGUCGUCUGGGCACUCGUUGAAGUUUUGUUGCCUACUUUAGCCUAGCUGACCGAACUAAUGAAAGAGGUGCAAGGCAUCUCCAUCGACUCGUUGUCCAGCAUUCAGAAAUCAAGUGGGGAAAAUGACCGAGCGAACGACAAAGUUCCAGGAGCAUCUUUUGGGGGUGGGUGAUGUCGUUUUGCGUGUUCGGUUAUGGAGGAACUAGGGACGAGAACCACUCUGAAGCAGCGUUGUUAAUAACGGCGUUAGAAUAUAACGGCGUUAGUUUCUUCAGUAGUGAGUAAUCUAAUUAAUUACUUUUCUCAUCUUGGCAACGCCGUUACCGUUACUGAGGCGGGAAAGGUGUGCGUUGCUAGGUUGGUUGACUGACGUGAGAAAAGUCUGAGAAAGAUGGACUCAUGGAGACGAGAGAGCAGAGCAGGAGUGGGGAGGAGGCAAGGGAGGGUGACGCAGUUGCAAACACGAUGCUACUAUGCUAGGUGGCUCCAAUAAUACCGAGAAAUAAUACCUGACUGUAGCUGAUAGCCUACAAACUACGCCCAUAUGAUGCUUCGGUAGAUAUCACAUAUAUAGAGAACUAGAUGCAUAUGACAGACACGGCUGCAUUAGCAACAUGUAUAAUAAAGAACUACAUGCAUUAGUAAACAGCCGCCAUCUUAAAGCAGUAGCCUUCUCGGGAAGGCGCUGUUGUAGAGAACCUUCCUAGCGAACCAAAGUAACUUUUUAUCUAAAAUGCUCCUAAAUCGGCAAAAUCUUGACUUAAAUCUAUCUUAAAAUGAUGAAAUAGUUUUAAAACUUACUCGUCAAAAGUAGACUGAAGGGAACUAAUGCAAUAACGGGAGCAAUUUUAACAACUUUAACGGUUGAUUCACAACAUUAAAUGAUUUCCACACAUAGCAAAGGUUACUAUCUAGUUAUCGCAAUAUCUGCAAAGUCUGUCUAGUUAAGUUUAGGGUAAAGAACUGGGCUAGGGCCAAUUGUCCCAAAAACCCUUUAAACUUCACAU